Molecule: messenger RNA, 1715 nt
Organism: Coccinella septempunctata (seven-spotted ladybird)
Lineage: Eukaryota; Metazoa; Arthropoda; Insecta; Coleoptera; Coccinellidae
Exons: 3
Coding region: 159-1511 (450 amino acids)
Source: RefSeq, a predicted model, not a curated record
CAAAUAAAAUCAGUACUUAUAUAAGUACUGAUGCGUUGAGAGCUAGGUACACUGUUUAUUUUUGAAAAGAUAAAUAUAAAUUUUUGGGGAUAUUUUGAAUUCUAACGGAUGAUUGAACUACCGAAAGCAUUUACACAUGAAAGGAUCAACUUCAAAAGAUGGAGGACUUGCCCAAAGUCAACAACGUUCGCGCUAUCAUCGAUCUGUUCGAGGAAAACUGUAGAAAUGAAAACGCUCAACGUUUGAAUAAACCUAUGUCCAAGUCAUUCGCUGGACUAUCCUACACCGAGAGAAAAUUCAAAUCGAACAGUGCAAACGAUAAUGAUACGUUGUAUAACCUGGAUAAGAGAUUGACAUCUCUGUCUCUCAAACUACGGGAUUACAGGGCUUAUUCGAAGGAUGUCCAUAUGUCCCUUCAAGAGGAACUGAUCGACAUUAUGUCGAUCCUUCUAGAUGUUGAUACUAAGAGCAGUAACACAAUCAUGUACAGGAAGAGAGAACUUGCAUAUGAUAUACGAGAUCGUUUUAAAGAACUCAGUGAUAGACUGCCGAGUUCAUCUGACAGCAUGCGACAGGGAUUCGGAGAUUUCACUUACAAGCCUUUCAUAUGGAAUAAAAGAGCUGAAGCAGUUGAGAAUAUUUCAUCUUCGCGUCAUACGAAUUCUCAAGCUGAUAGCUUAGAACCCUUCAAAAGUAAGGAUAUUUUGUUAUCCCCUGGUUCUUUCAAGAGAUCGGCUGAUUUCAUUAUUGGUGCAGGUGGUACCAGGCGUCCUGUGAACUCUAUUGGUUUCGACACAACAUUGAGAGGUACAUCAGAUGAUUAUGCUCCUACAAAAACAUUCCAGAGAAGUACGUCAGAGGUUUCGGACGCUCGGGAAAAACCCACAUUAAUUGGCACCAGUGAAUAUGCAAAACGCUGGACUGAUGGGUACCAACAGAGAGAUCGUCGAAGACCUGUUUCUUUAGGUGGAACCGUUGUCACACUAAAUUCACCUGAAGAUAUCAUUUCUUCCGUGAGAAUGAGGAAGGAACAAUUCCAAGAUAAGGAAGAAAUUGAUUCAGUUAUCCCAAACAAGAAUAACGGGAUUCUUCAAGACUACACCAAUCUUCAGAGCGUAAACCUUUUGAAGAAGUUCUUCGAACUGAAAUCAGUAGAGAAGGAGAUCAGGAACCAAGUAGAAUCAUUGAGCGGUCAGGAGGAUCAGAGAGAAAAUUUCGUAGAUUCCGUUCAAGUUAACGAUGAAUCCAUUCAAGUUGGCGGAGAGAGGAUGGAUGCUAGUUCUUCGAAUAUGGAAGAUGAUGUUCUGGCAGGGGCUGUGGUAAACGGUGAGGAACGAGGAGCUCUAUCCAGAUCUACGUCGACUCAAGUAGAGGAAGAAUUCAACGCAGCUUCGUUGCGAAACGAGGAGAAAGCAGAUGAAAUCGUUAUAACAAGUUCGAUCCAUAACGAUGAAGAAGAAAUGGAUUCCUUCUGCUCUGAGCAGUCGAUUUAUUUGGAUCCGGUUGAUUAGAUAUGGCAAUCAUGUUUUUCACGGAAAUGUUAGAAAAAUAGGCACCUAUGGUUUCUCGGAAUUCAUCCCCCAUUACAAAUAGAGCUAGGAUACAAGAUGAAUCAACGAGAGUUCGUGAAUAUAGGAGCCAAUUAUCAUAACUAUGAUCGAUGAAUGUACAAAUAAUCAAAGUCAAGUAAUAAAAGCUAGCAAUCUAAAAAUUUG